UAAUCAAUCACUGAAAUAGAAAAAAAAGUUUAGAGAAUGGCGACCAUUUGGAUAGUGUGUUUCUUUUCUUGCUUGUUCUUUACAAGUUCGCUUUAUACAGAUUUGAACAAAAAUGAAUGGGAUAGUGAUCAAAUGUAUAUGCAUGAACAAAUCCUUAAAUUACAGCUGGAGGUAGAGCAAUUACGGGAGGAUAACAAGCAAAUACGCCAGGAUAACAAAGAAAUCAGAGAGCUAUUGACAAAAACAAAGAAUAUCAGUCGUUCGUGUAAUGGAACUCCCUUUGAUUGUUCGGACAUUUACAAGAAUGGCGAAAGGAAGACGGGAAUUUACACGAUAUACCCAUUUGGUAAAAACAGCCAUGGCGUCUCCGUGCUUUGCAGAAUGGAUUCCCAUUUAGGAGUUAGAACGGUGGUGCAGUACAGGGGCAAUCCCCACAUGAAUUUCAAUGUUACAUGGGAGGACUACCAGCGAGGUUUUGGGGACGUUCGACAUGCUUACUGGCUCGGUAAGAGAGGAAUCCAGCUUCACUUUGAUUUAUGGAUUUUAUGA
Saccostrea cuccullata (small rock oyster) is the source of this 549-nucleotide messenger RNA. Its product is annotated as techylectin-5B-like. Bases 37 to 549 code for a protein of 170 amino acids. The record is from RefSeq and is a predicted model, not a curated record. NCBI's taxonomy places the organism in Eukaryota, Metazoa, Mollusca, Bivalvia, Ostreida, Ostreidae. The transcript has 3 exons.